AUGAGUAGAAGUUGGAUUAAGCUUAAGGAUAGGUUUUGUAAUGAAUAUCAAAAGGGGGUUUCUGAGUUCAUAGGGGCUGCCAGCAAACAUGUUGAUACACUAGGUAGAACUAGAUGCCCUUGUAAAAGGUGCAAUAAUCGAAACUUCAAGAAGUUGGAGAUUGUCGCAGAUGAUAUAACUAGGAAUGGCAUGGUCGAGACAUAUACUACAUGGAUCCAUCACGGUGAGUCGUUUGACUUUGAGUGUACUAGUAAUCAGCCCAGGCAACCUACAGUUGCGUCUGAGACUGAGGGUUUAGAGGAUGACAUGGCUGAUAUGUUAGGGGAUAUGCUGCGUGCUUCUUAUGGAAAUGCUCCUGUCAUUGAGGGGUCAACAACACCUAAUUAUUCUAAUCUAACAGACCUCAAUGAUAAAUUGGCUCGGCUAAUCCGUGAUGCCAAUUUGCCAUUAUACCAUGGAUGCAAAGACUUUUCUAGAUUAUCAUUCGUUAUGAAAUUGCUGAACAAUAAACUGGUAACCAACAGUGCUGAUAAAGCCUUCAACAUGAAUCUUGACCUAGUCCAAAAAGCUUUACCUGUUGGUGAGAUGCUUACUUCUUCCUUCUAUGAAGUUAAGCAGUACAUGGAAGAUCUUGGGUUCGGUUACACCACUAUAGAUGCCUGUCCAAAUCAUUAUGUACUCUAUAGAGGUCCUCUAGAAUCUGCCAAGUCAUGUCCCAAAUGCAAUGAGUCUAGAUACAUACCUGGGAAACAAAAUAAUGUAGCCCAAAAGAAAGCUAGGUUUCUCCCACUAAAAGAUAGACUGCAAAGAUUGUACAUGACUAAGGAGGAUGCUAAAGACAUGAGGUGGCACAAGGACUUGCGUGUCGAUGAUGAUACAUUAAGGCAUCCGGCAGAUGCAAAAACUUGGAAACGAUUCGAUGAGGAAUAUAGUUGGUUUUCAGCAGAACAUAGGAAUGUUCGCCUUGCUCUUCUAAGUGAUGGGUUCAAUCCUUUUGGGAACAUUAGCAAUAGCUAUAGCAUGUGGCUUGUCGUGUUAACACCGUUAGGGGUGUGCAACGGUUCGGUCUGGACCGGACCAAACUCAUGA
This is a messenger RNA of Linum trigynum, 1089 nucleotides long. The record is from the annotation of a GenBank genome assembly. NCBI's taxonomy places the organism in Eukaryota, Viridiplantae, Streptophyta, Magnoliopsida, Malpighiales, Linaceae.